Molecule: messenger RNA, 786 nt
Organism: Liolophura sinensis
Lineage: Eukaryota; Metazoa; Mollusca; Polyplacophora; Chitonida; Chitonidae
Exons: 3
Coding region: 163-666 (167 amino acids)
Biological process (GO): negative regulation of smoothened signaling pathway
Cellular component (GO): ciliary membrane; Golgi apparatus
Source: RefSeq, a predicted model, not a curated record
AUGGUGGAUGACAGUUGAAAAGAGAGAAACUGCACUGAGAACCGAUGAAACCGAUAAUAAUUUGAUACAAUGUCGAACUCUUGGUCUUCUGGGAACCAACACGAACAGAUGUAGCUGUUUGAUAUAUUGGUGUUGUACUGGCAUUAUCUCAGUGGCGGUGGAAUGGAGAAACUAACGCUUGUCUCUGGUUUCUUUUUCCUGGUCGCCAAUCUGUUUGCCAUCGCCAGUCUCUCCAACCCAGAAUGGAUUGUCACCGAUGUAGCAGGGAGCAUGAGGUUGGGUUUGACACAGCAAUGUCAGAGGGUUCAAGGCAGACCAGAAAUUUGUAUAUCCCCAAGACUUUCUACAGAAUGGAUGCUGACUUUCAUAUUUAUAGUUGGAGGCAUUAUCUGUUUGACUGUUACAUGUCUGUUGCUGAUGAUAUCACUGUGGCACCAUAGCGCCUUGAAACAUGCCAGAUGGCUGGCAUUCAUUGGAAUGACGCUUUUCUGCUUGGCUGCAAUCAUAUUCCCCAUUGGGUUUCACAUGGAUGAAAUUGGAGGAAAACCAUACAAGUUGCCCAGUCAUACACAAGUUGGAUCUUCCUAUGUUUUGUUCAUAAUGGCUAUAUUUUUUACAAUCAUUUCUGAGUUAUUUUCUGGGAAAGUUUGUCUCCCAGUUUUUUAAAGUCUCAAAACAGAUGAAUGUUUUGUGUAGAUUGUUCUUAAUUUUAUGCUGAACUGUUGUUUCUUACAUCUACAUUUGUGAACUUUAUAAUGUGCAUGUACAUUAAAACUUGUGAAAUAU